AUGUCAAUAUUUGUAUGUCCAAAUUGUCAACAUAAAGUUCAUAUAUUUGGACAAAAUGGAGUAUUAAAAACUUCUAAAGAAAUGAAGUUAGAUUAUUUAGGAGAUAUACUAUUAGAUGCUAAUAUUUGUGAACUAUCAGAUUUAG
This is a messenger RNA of Scutellospora calospora, 145 nucleotides long. Lineage: Eukaryota; Fungi; Glomeromycota; Glomeromycetes; Diversisporales; Gigasporaceae. The record is from the annotation of a GenBank genome assembly.